UUUAGUAAUCUCAAUUAAUCGCGACUUGAGAUGGCUGUCACAUGGACAAUUUUUUUUUUUUGCUAAAAACUCUCGAAUGCUGCCAUAAAAAUCCUCAGUAAAUCAGAUUAUUUUUUAGAGGAAUCCAAUGGUGACAUUUUUGAAUCUGAGAACUGUGCCGUACUGUAAUAUGAAACAGUAAAAGAGCCAGGAUUGGUCAAAAUUUAAGAUAGACUUUCUCAACUAAUACAUUGCGAAACAGAAAAAUAAUGCAAAACAGAGUUGUCUUUGUUUUUCUGAGUUUCUUCUGUUCGGUAUGUUUUGGUUGUUUUCAGUAGAUAGUGAUUAGUGAGGCAAGUUUAAACCAGGAAGAAGUGCUCACACCAUCUAUCAUUUUUCAACCAUACGUUUUAUUAUUUGUGAUUCAUUCAGUAAUCAUAAACACCUUUUACCAUUUAAUAACAAUACUUUUUUCUUAUCAAUGCAGGUUAAACUAUUAUAUUUGUGCAUUAACGAAAUGCAAAUAUUUGGUGUAUGAAAAAAAUAACCCUGUAUGUUUCAAAAUCGACAAAAAGAAAAAGAAAUUUUGACUGUUUAUUUCGCCAAGAAGAGGCCUUCCUGAAAUUAUCGAAGUUGCUUUCUAUCUGGUUAAUACAGUUUUUCUGAGAAUGUAGUUGUGUUCCCAAAAAUUAAAACCCAAUAGUUACAGAUUUUGAAAUUCCAGUAGUGGCUCACAAUUUAUCUUCUGAAAGAGUGAUCACUUUGAAAAUGGAGAUGCCAGAUACAGAGUCUGGACAGCAGAGGUUUUCUCUUAGAGGAUGGAGAUUUUGGAUUCGACCUGUUGUUAUUGUAGUCUAUUCUCUACUUUUUCUGGUAACUGUACCAUUGGUUGCUGUAUAUCUUGAAAAAAGCCAAGAAUCACCUAAAACGGAAGCGUGGUUGAUCGCUGGGGUUUUUGUACUUUUCACUGUACCUAUAUCACUAUGGACUAUCCUACAGCACUUGAUAUAUUACACCCAACCGGAGUUACAGAAACACAUUAUACGGAUCUUAUGGAUGGUUCCGAUAUAUUCAAUCGACUCUUGGGUGGCGAUUAUUUACCCACCAAGUGCAAUUUACCUCGACACAUUACGAGAAUGCUACGAAGCUUAUGUUGUUUAUAACUUCAUGGCGUAUUUGUUGAAUUACCUUACAAGAGAAUAUGAACUUGCAGGGACAUUAGGAGCAAAAUCUCAACAGAAGCACCUUGUGCCUUUCUGUUGCUUUCCUGUGUGGCCAAUGGGAGGAAUAUUUAUCGAACGAUGUAAACAAGGAGUGUUACAAUACACUAUUCUUCGACCGAUAACAACUUUAAUUGCUUUGAUUUGCGAGUUAGCCGGACGUUAUCACGAAGGCGACUUCAGUCCUGCCUAUGCUUGGGUCUGGAUCGUUUUUAUCAACAAUGCGUCACAAAUUUGGGCGAUGUAUUGCUUAGUUUUGUUUUAUUACGCAACAAAAGAAGAACUGAAGCCUAUCAAACCUGUGGGAAAAUUUUUGUGCGUUAAAUUAGUUGUUUUUGCUUCAUUCUGGCAAGCUGUCGCGAUUGCUAUCGUUGUGUUUGUGAUUCCUUUCAAGCAGAAAUGGGGUUGGGUAACACGUGAUGAAAUGGCAAACGGUUUACAAGACUUUAUUAUCUGCAUUGAAAUGUUGAUCGCGGCAGUCGCGCAUCACUUCACUUUUUCGUAUAAACCAUUUAUUAUACAAGGACACAAUGUUCCAUGGUAUCGCUCUUUUCGAAGCAUGCUGGACGUUUCUGACGUUCGUCAAGAUAUUGCCGAACAAGUUCGAGAAGUCGGGCAGCGUGUUAUCCCGAAACAAGCACCUUGGAAACGCCGACAGAAAAAUGGAUUUACGGAUGACAGUGAAAAAUAUGAUGAAUUGUCGUCUUUAAUUACGCCAUCAUCUUCUGAUGGUGAAAUGGCGAAUAUUUUAGGGUACGGAGAACGCCCUUCGUAUUCGUCUCAUGGCAGGGUGCAAGACAAUCAUACAGAUGGAUAUGACAAUGUAGAAAGAGACAGUGACAGGUAGUGCUGUUAUAAAAUGACUAUAUAUAGGGGGUUCCAUGAAGUCUUAACAAUUUUUUAAAUUGCAAAUGAAAUUUAUCGAUACCAUAUAUUGUUUUGGCACUUACAUAUGUAAAUUAACUAAAAAUGGCUAAACAAUUACUGAUUAAAACAGCAGACUUGGUUGAGAUAUUUUGAGAACUGACUUCAUGAAAGGGACUUUAUUUCCUGUAUUUCAUAUUUAUGCAUAGGUCACACCCAGUGGCGGAUUCAGGGGGGUCCCAACUUAUGCGAACUCUUUCUUAAAAUGUCAUCAUAAUUAGCAAAUCUGAAUCGUGAUUUUCAGAGCUAAAGUUUGGGCAUGAUUUUCUGAAAUAUGAGAAUCUGUUGUUAGUGAGUUAAUACAAAAGAAACAAUGUACAGAAAAUUCCGAAUCUCAUUAUCGAAUUAGUGAAUUUUUGUUAAAUUGUAUGUUGUGAUACUUGCUGUAUAUUCUGUGUUACAAAAAUGUUUUUGUGUGUGAACCAUCAUUUUUAUAUGAAUCAUAUUCUGUAUCCUGAUAGCGCCAUUUGCGAAAACUUUUCCACUUUUUGGGUGUCAAUUCUUUACACCCAGCUUUGGUUCCUCGCUGCUUCCCUUCCCUGGUGCAACUGUGUGUUUACUUUUAUUUCUUAUUUUGUUUACGAUCGGUUUUUAUAUGAAUCAUACUUUGUAUGAUUGAUUACCAAGUUUUUGUAGUAAGUUUCCCAUCAUUUGUCACUUUUUGAUAACCAUUCUUGGUUUCCCACGGCUUCUCUUCCCAGGUACAACUGUAUUUUUCCAUUUUCCUCUUGUUUUGUGUAGGAUUGGUUUUUACUGACUGGAAAAAAUAAAAAUGAUAUCAAAAUCAUCA
This is a messenger RNA of Styela clava, 2913 nucleotides long. NCBI's taxonomy places the organism in Eukaryota, Metazoa, Chordata, Ascidiacea, Stolidobranchia, Styelidae. The record is from RefSeq and is a predicted model, not a curated record.